Cloeon dipterum is the source of this 916-nucleotide messenger RNA. RefSeq lists its product as uncharacterized. NCBI's taxonomy places the organism in Eukaryota, Metazoa, Arthropoda, Insecta, Ephemeroptera, Baetidae. The transcript has 3 exons. Bases 176 to 805 code for a protein of 209 amino acids. The record is from RefSeq and is a predicted model, not a curated record.
ACGCGCUUGCGUUUUUCUCCAAGGAUGUAGGGAGAGUUGUCGCAAUGAGCAGGGCGAAAUAUCGCAUCUUCUGGUCCAUGUGACAGGAUUUCCUCCGCCUCGAUAAAAGCUCGUCGCACUCGAAAAGCAGCCGCGGAGCCAUCCGCCCAUCGAUAAUUCUGCCGAAUGCGUGACAAUGAGUGCAAUUAGAUUGAUUGCUCUUUUCGUUUUGGCCGCUUCUCUGGCCACCGUGCAGGCCCGCUUGCCGCGUCGACACCAGGUCCUCUGCUCCAACCUCAAGCCGGUCAGCAUUGUCGAUCAAAAGGCGCUGGAAGGAUCUUGGCUGACCGUGGAGUCAAUCCUGCUUCGAAAUGGGUACCCUGAGUCAAACGAAGAUUCUCGAAGCAAGGUUUGCGUUCGCACGUCGAUUUUUGACGCAUCGUCAAGAGGCCUGAGCAUGCGAUCAGACAUAAAAAGAGGCGCGGAGAAACGGAAAACUGGCGUGACUAAAAUCGAAAUAUCUGACCCCUUGGAACCCGGACGAUGGACCUUGAUGGCUAAAAGACCUUCCACUCUUAAUUCUGAAUUGAUGGUAGUUGCCGUGAGAUCCAGCGAAUUCCUUGUGCUGGCCUACUGCCAGCCGCUCUCCCUGAGUGACGAAGGAGAAGCCGAUAGACCCGCCCUCUGGGUCAAAGUCCUCGGGCGCCCUUCCGCCUACGGAGGAGUGUCCAUCAGCACCAGGGAUCUGCACUCGCUGAGGAACCGUCUGUCCGAAAUGCUUGGACUGCGAGAAUUAAAUUCCGUGCGCUACGACACUUCAUGCUAGAUCGAUUUCUCGGCAUUUUAUAAUUGCUUAAGGCAUUUUUAUCAAAUAAACGUAUCUUUAUUUUUAAAUAUAAUAUAUUCACAACUUUAUACAGUUUGGCACACGCAAGUA